UCACACUUCAGAGGGACUAGUUGCUGUAGCGGCAGCGCGUCAUCAUAAGCGCGAGCGGCUGAGGUGGGAACUGUUCACCUGUGCGCAGCCAGGACGAAUUCUCCAGGAUUUUCCUUCGAAUAAACUCCUUCUGCCUUAAAGGCGCACAGAGGAGCGCACUCUCCGCUGGUCUACAAGUUCCUCUUCACCUAAAAUUCAGUUUAUUUAUUUUUUUGCCUUUUACUGUGUGAGACUUUUGUUUUUAACGACACUGAGAUUACCUCCAUUUGAUUUUUUUUUAAAUUCCGGAGAGACUUUGUGGAUCGUAAUGGCGAGAAAUGACGCUCUGAAUUGGCCCGACGGCGCAAAAAUGAUCGGAGUUCUUGUUGCUGCGUCGAUACUUCUCCAACACGGAACCUGGGGGCAGCAGGUGAAGGUGGAAGGAGAGGUGUUGUCCUAUCCCGGCCAGACAGUCAACCUACGCUGCAGCUUCCCAGACGUCACCGGAGUUCAGCUCACAAUGGUCUCUUGGCUAUAUGAGCCAAAGGAUGGAACGCGGCAGAACAUAGCGGUGUUGCACCCCAACCAUGAUCCCAGCUACCCCGACUCGCCGCUGAAGGGCAGAGUGAGCUUCACACAGAAUCCGCCCUCCCUCAGCAGCCCUUCCAUCCAGAUCACCGGCGUCCAGCUGACCGACGAGGGGAAGUACAUCUGCGAAUACGCCACCUACCCGGGAGGCAACCAGCAGGGCAUCACCCAGCUGGUUAUGUUGGCUAAGCCACAGAACUCGGCCACCAGCGUGACGGUGUUGGCCGGGGCCCAGCCGGUCGUCGUUGCUCGCUGCACGUCGGCAAACGGUCGCCCUCCUGCCACGAUCAAAUGGGUGACCACAGCCGACGGCAACGCGACGAUGGUGUCGCGCGCUGGUUCUGACAACACCGUGACGGUGACCAGCGAGUACAGCCUGGCUCCAAAGUCCUCGGACAACGGGAAGGACAUCUCCUGCCUGGUGGACCACAGGACUCAGGCCAAGACGGAGAGCAUACCGCUGAAGUUGGCUGUUCAGUAUGCCCCUGAGGUGAGAAUUGAGGGUUAUGACAAUAAUUGGUACAUAGGCCGAACAAACGCGGUGCUCAUCUGCCAGGCGAAUGGAAACCCCAUCCCAACCUCCGUCACCUGGAAGGCCGUGGCCGGGGAGAUGCCAGACACGGUGCAGAUUACCCAGAACGAGCUGAGGGUGCUGAAGGUAGACGAGUCUGUCAACACCACUUUUGUCUGCGAGGUCAAGAAUGGCAUCGGAACAUCCAAAGAGCAGGUGGCGGUCUUCGUCAGAGAGCCUUCGCCAGACCCCUCCAACGCCGGCGUGGUGGCAGGAGCCGUUAUAGGCUCCCUGCUGGCCCUCCUUUUGGUGGCGGCCCUCGUUGCCGUGCUCGUCACCCGUAGCCGCAGGCAGCAGCAGGGUUACCGAGCCAAUGGUGGCAGCGACAUGAAGACGCGCAUAUUCGGCGCCGGCAAGAAGGCGAGCAAGAACGGAACCGGCGGAGGAGCGGGGAGCGGCGGCAUCGCGGGUGGGAACAACAACGGCCCCAUCUACGUUUACAACGAGAGCGCUUCCCACCAGGGCCUCGGAGAGAAAAACAACCACCACCAGCCUCUCACUGUAGGGGGCCGGCCCGAAGUCGGCGCCGUGACGCCCACCGCCCAGGACAUCCUGCUGAGCAGCGAAUUAGACGAAGCAGAGAGGAGGAAGUUUGAUGAGAUGGACGAGAGGUACGACCACUUCCCCGGAGGAAGCUCGAUCCUUCAGCUGCGCCCUCAUGACCAGGGCGACAUGAUUGGAGAUUACCUGGAUGAUGACAUGGAGUCCCAGCGGGAUGGCUCGGUCAUCUCGCGGACUGCAGUUUACGUGUAAAAGAGGAGGAGGAAAGGCGAGCUCGAGGAUUCCUCUCGAGGAUUCUGUGGAUAUGAAGAAUCCAGGAUUUUGUCGUUGUCUGAGGAAAGAAAAAAGAAUACCACUUUUAUUUUUGCAAAUUGAUAUGAAAUAUAUCCUAUUAGUCACAGCGCAGCCCCAGAGUUAGUUGGAUCCAAAGAGGGCGUGAGGAAUCGUGUAAACAGAAGCGUUAUCGGGUUUUUACGAACAGAAUCAUCGAGCCCUUUCUCCCGCUGCUUCUGCUCGUGCUCUCUCCAUCACUGGGACUUUUAACAGACUAGAAGAGCAGAAACAUGAAAUCUGCAUACUGGCUCGACUCUGCAGGCAUCUCACUCGCAUAUUCACGCUUAGCUUCACUAAAUAUAUAAAAAACGGAAAAGUGAGGAGGUUGUCUCGCAGCUCCGUGUUGCCUGCACGUCUCGGUCCUCCCGUGGGAAGCCUUUUGUUUUGGUAAUGUGUUGUGCUGUGACAUCUGGUGUGUUGGUGUAGCUUUAAAAUACAGACAUGAACCAUCAGGUGUAUUUGGAAAAUGUAUCUCGUCAUGUUCGCUCUGCUCUCUGCCUUAUUUUAAACAUCCCCGUAGAUCACCGUUGACACAAGUCUCUCCAGGAUCGAACGACGACAUUUUAAAAGAGGUUUUAGGUCCCUUUUGGGUUUUUUUUUGUUUAUUUUUUGGAAAUCCAAAAUAAGUUUUAACAAAGAAAAAUGCUCAAACACAAACUUUUUCUGCCUGGAGGUUGGAGAUGACGACUACGAUCGAGCGACGGAGGAGUGAGGUGUAGCUGAUCUGAUGCUUCCUCCUCAUCCUCCUCUUCUCGGAGCGCUCCCGACCGGAGGAGCUUGAUUGGUAAUGAGCCGUGAAGUUGCUCGCUUAGCUGGGACCAACAGAUUGCCACCACUUAUCGUUUAUGGUGUGGCGUUCCCGCUCCCCACCUUCCUCCCAUCACCUCCCCCUUCCCCUCUUUCUGCAUCCCUCUCUCCGGCUUUCAUGGGUGGUUUUUUUGAUUUAUUCAGGGCGGCGUUGAGGUCGGGGCCCACCAAGAGCAGAGCCAUAUUUUAGCGCUCCUGAUGCAUCCAGUACCCCACUUACUGACUCCAGCUGCCCUGAUAUAUCAGGAUAAAGUAAUCCACCUGGAGUGGCCACUCUCACCCCCCUCCAAGGCCCCUCCCACCUUCCCCAACACUUUAGCAAAUGGCUGGAUGUAACGGCGGUCCACCUCCGCCACGCAGGGAAGACGGAUUUUCAGCGACGUUCAUAUCUUUCCUUCCAUUAGUGGAUGUUGGAUGUGGUGAAUUGAUCGGGGGACGUAAAAAGGUUGGGUAUCGACUUACGGGGCAACAUGUGGUGCAACGGCCCUUUAUGAAGCAGGUUCAGGGCUGAUUGUCUUCUGACUGUUAAUUCAUCCUUUUAACGAGCCACCGGAGGCUUCUCCUUUGGCACGCUCUCUAUGGCUUCUGCCCGCUGCCGCGUUAGAGUCUCCGUGUGAACGUUUGCAUCUGUCCAAGUACCUGGGCGAGAGUGGAGAGGAGCUAUGAUCGCGAGCUUCCUAAUCGACUUCGCUUUGACACCCCUUGGGAAUCGGCCAAGCGUGGAGUGGACUGACCUCGGUGAGCCCCAAACGGGAUUUUACUGGAGGUCACCACGUCAACGGGUUGACCCUUUCCCAAGGAUAAAGAGGAUAAUGCAUGCAUGCAUUCCUUAGCGUGACUUUUUAACCCUGUCCUGCAGAUUUAAGAGGCGCGCCGUGUGUUUGCGUUUUUAGGAAACGGUCUUUGUUUUCAUGCUGACGCCUGUUAACCUUCACACAGGCAGAGAGAGCGAGAGAACGAGGAAAAAACACAGGAGGUAAACUGAGUAAGCGUUUAGUGUUUGAGCUCCGUCUGGCGUCUUGUAAGCCGGCGUGUUCAAUAGGA
This is a messenger RNA of Nothobranchius furzeri (turquoise killifish), 3823 nucleotides long. Its product is annotated as nectin-2. Lineage: Eukaryota; Metazoa; Chordata; Actinopteri; Cyprinodontiformes; Nothobranchiidae. The record is from RefSeq and is a predicted model, not a curated record.